UUGUCAUACUACAUUGCUGACCUUCAGUGUUCAGCUUCACCGAGCGGGGAGGCAGCUCCUCCGUCCGCACCGACAAUUGGCUGAUUGGCUGGGCUCCUCUCUCUCUCUCUCUCUCUCUCUCUCUCUCUCUCUCUCUCUCUCUCUCUCUCUCAGUGUCACAGCUGCUUCCUGCUGCGCCGCAACACCGGAGCUUCAGCUCUCGCGUGCACGCUGCUCUCGCGACGUGAAAAGUCCCCCGCUCUCCUUUAUUUAUCGGCAUGUUUGAAGUCUAACGAGGUUGUCCUGUGGGUUACACUCGCCGGAAGCUCCGGGUCUGAGCAGAGCCACGCGCUGCGGGCGGACAGAGGGCCGCGGCGAGCCGGCUGGAGGGAGCCCAGCGCCGUGGAAGUGGAGCCGGCGUUAUCAUGACUGAGAAACGGAUGUCGCGGUGGUAUUUCGGGGGGCUGGCCUCCUGCGGAGCCGCAUGCUGCACCCAUCCUCUGGAUCUCGUCAAGGUCCACCUGCAGACACAGCAGGAAGUGAAGAAGAGGAUGAUUGGGAUGGCUGUGCAUGUGGUGAAGACUGAUGGGGUGCUGGCUCUCUACAAUGGCCUCUCCGCCUCACUGUGUCGACAGAUUACCUACUCCCUCACCAGGUUUGCCAUCUAUGAGACAGUCAGAGACAUGAUGGGGAGCACUGGCAAGGGGCCGAUGCCUUUUUACCAGAAGGUCCUGCUGGGAGCAUUUGGAGGAUUCACUGGUGGGUUUGUUGGGACUCCAUCAGACUUGGUGAAUGUCAGAAUGCAAAAUGACGUGAAGCUACCACCAGAACAGAGGAGAAACUAUAAACAUGCCGUUGAUGGACUCUACAGAGUCUUUAGAGAAGAGGGUGUAAGAAGGCUGUUCUCAGGAGCCUCCAUGGCAUCUGGCAGGGGGGCGCUGGUCACUGUGGGGCAGUUGGCAUGUUAUGACCAGGCCAAGCAGCUGGUGUUGGGAACAGGUGUGAUGGGAGACAAUAUACUCACACACUUCCUUUCCAGCUUCAUAGCGGGAGGCUGUGCUACGUUCUUGUGUCAGCCUCUGGAUGUUCUCAAAACCAGGCUGAUGAAUUCAAAAGGAGAGUACACAGGAGUGAUGCACUGCUUACGGGAAACAGCCAAACUGGGUCCACUGGCAUUUUAUAAGGGUCUUGUCCCAGCCGGGAUCCGCUUGGUUCCCCAUACAGUCCUCACCUUUGUUUUCCUGGAGCAACUCAAGAAGUACUUCGGCAUUCGCAUCAUCUCCUGAUCCGCUCCUUGGCUCCGUCACCGCCAGUCAUGUCCUCCCUCUUCAUCCUGCUCCUCAUUAUUCACGAGGAAAGAAGGGAACAGUUCGUCAUGGUGCUUUCCCUCUCCUUUUUUCUCUACCUCCUUCCUACAAGUGGAUUUACACGACUUGUACCGAAAACCAACAGUUCUGGUCAUUCUCUUGCUCUUUCACACCAGGAAUGGGGGGAAAAAACAGAUUCAGAGCUGCUGGAUUGAGGUUAAUAACAUCAAUAGAAUAUUAAUUAUGUGUCAGAUUAUUUUAAUUGUUUAAUUAUGAUGUAGUUGUGGAAACCGAGUUCAGAUCGUAUUUGUUGGUCGCAGGCAAAAUUUUAACUUCAACUAAUUCCAAAUCACGUGCUGUUUAUUAAUUUGACCUAAAAUCUAAUCUAUUAGUUGUUUGUGAUUAUUUCAGAAGUGACACAAAGUGAGGAAUAACUGCAAACUAUAGUAGCAAGGCUUACUUCUCUAAAACAAUUUAGAUUUUAUCAACAGACCCUGACAUCAUCCAGAAGUUGUAAACAAAUGCAGCAUAGCUUUAUCAGUACCCAUCUGACCAAUCUAUAAUGGAUUUACGAAGCCAUAAAUCUAAAACGCCUGUUUAUAUUCCCUCGGCAACCAGUGAGCAAACAGCGGUGUUGAUAAAAUGCAUUCAGUAUAAAUUAUUUUGUUUUUGUUCCCUUAUUAAUAUUUUUACAAAAUCAAAACACUGACUGAUUAAACUGUAAUCAAUUUCUUUCUAUUGCUUCCUUAAUUCAUUCCACUGUCACAUUUCACAUCCCAUCUAAACACGGAGAGGACCAAGUUUGUUUGGAUCACUUUUUACACAGAGCGAGUUAAAAGAAAACUGAGGUUUUCUCCACAUGGAGCCGGGUCUUUUUAAAAGCAAAUAUCUUCACCACAUUGUUUAAAAAAACUAAUAUUGUGCACACAGGAUUGGGUUUAGAAAGGUUUUCAACCACAUCAACUUGCACAAAGCUGUUUGGCAUGUUUUACACAUGCCAAACCUAUAGGGGGCAGUGUAGCACAAAGCUAAAACCUGUCUCAGCCAAUCAGAUGGAUUCAAAACAACCACAACUUCCUGUUUGGAAUUAAGCAAGCACCAGGAUGUUGAAAUACAUUUAGAGUACUAGAUUAUAAAGUUAAGCAAACAAAUCAGUGUUACGAAUGAUGUCAAACAAAUUAUACUACGUGGAUUUACUGUCACAUUAUUCGUCCACCUUGGUUGGAGUUUAUGACUAAUUGUUUUUAGUGAUAUUAAACUGAGAGUUCCUGUAGAUGAAAGACCAAAAGGCAUAUUUUUUUUUCACCCCAGAUAUCUGACUACAUGUGGACUAAGUCUGAAAUGCAUGAAGACAUCUGAUAAUAUACAAAAAAUAUUUUUAUAGAUCCAGUUUUUCGGCAUUACACUACGUUAUAAUGAUAAUCACUUGUCAAAAACAUACCUCGCAUGCUGCCUUGAUUCUUCCGUGUAUGAUAAAGAAAUGUUUGAAUCUCCCACGUCAACCAUUUCAGGGUACAAAGCGAUUUCUCUCGCAGAAUGUUGCCUUUUACAUGCAGCUCCUCUCUGGACCCUCUUUGACUCUCUCAAUCAGCUCCUUCAGACUAGCCAGCAGCAGUUAGCAAACACUUGGUGGAACUACACCGUAUCUGCUGAGCUCAUUAUACAAACUACUUUUCAGAGCAAUGCUCCUUUUAACACUCUUAAAGGCUUGAUAGAGGAACAUUGCUGUGAUGAGUUGCUAAAGGCAGAGUGUCAAAGAGCAGGAGCUUCUUAAAGAGACAAAAACCAAUUUCAAUGCGUUUUAUUGCAAAGUCGAAUUAAGUGAUUCUCAGUAUAUAUAGAGAGCAUUUUUGUAACAACUAAAGGUAACAUAAUCAUAUAAAGUGACACUAUGUGCCUGCAAAAUACAUAAUUUUACAUAAUACUGCUUUAAACAGCUCUCCUUCAGUCUAAUAUUGAUUUUAAAAUGCUUCAUUUAAAACUUGAUAUAACACUGACUGACUUGCUUUUAACAAAGGGAUGAAAUUCAAGAUUCAUAAUAUUCAAACUGAAAAUGUGGACGAAUCCAGUUGCAAAUAUGUUUCUGUCUCUUUCACUCAUGAGGUGUAAGAUGUAAAGAAUAUCUUCCCUCUGUAGCUGUGCCUGCUUUCCUGCUCAAGUCUUGCUGCCUUAUAGUAAUCUGCCCUGUAGGGGGCAGUGUUGUUACAUGUGAAUUGUCCUGUUUUAUGCACCUGAGAGGUUUUUAUCUUCAUCUCAGGAUGAAACCUGUGUCAUCUACUGUAUUUACGUUCACUGAAGUGAAACUGUUGGGACAGUGAUGGGUCAGUAAGUUUUAAUAUUGUAGAUCUUUCACUAAUAAAUUUGAGAAUUAAAGGACUAAUUCAAA
Molecule: messenger RNA, 3672 nt
Organism: Poeciliopsis prolifica (blackstripe livebearer)
Lineage: Eukaryota; Metazoa; Chordata; Actinopteri; Cyprinodontiformes; Poeciliidae
Gene: slc25a10b
Product: solute carrier family 25 member 10b
Exons: 11
Coding region: 405-1265 (286 amino acids)
Biological process (GO): oxaloacetate transport; phosphate ion transmembrane transport; malate transmembrane transport
Cellular component (GO): mitochondrial membrane
Molecular function (GO): antiporter activity; thiosulfate transmembrane transporter activity; sulfate transmembrane transporter activity
Source: RefSeq, a predicted model, not a curated record